CUGAACCAAAUCGUGCUCGGUCUCCGUCUCCACCUCCGCAUAUCAUCCUCCGCUUCGCUUCCGCUCGAUCGAUUCCUCCCCCCCAUCACCACCACUCCUCCGCCGCGUCGCCGUCGCCGUCACCGACAAGCCUCGCCUCUCCUCGCCGGUUCGCCGUCGCGGCCGCCUCCUUUGUCCGCUCCAGCGCCCUCCUCGGCCCGGAUCGGCCCUUCCCCAGAUGGAGAGGGCACUUGAUUCCUUGACGUACAAAGGCUCCAUUCCAGACGCUAUCCUUCAGUCAAGAAGGGAUAACAAACUCUUUGUAGUGUACAUAUCAGGUGAAGAUGAGACUUCGAGUAGUUUGGAACAGUCGACACUUGUUAAUGAAAGUGUGGCUGAAGUGAUAGGCAACUGUUGCGUAUUCCUGCAUCUAAAACAAGGCAACGUCGAUGCAUCCCAAUUUUCAGCUAUAUAUCCACAGAAGGCUAUCCCAAGUAUAUCUGUCAUUGGACAGAAUGGUGUUAUGCUAUGGUGUCAUGUGCUAUUUUUUUUUUUUUUUGCUUUUCUUAGAGGGAUACAUCAGCUCGAAAGAUCUGAAAGAAAAUAUUGAGAAAGCUUGGGCUACCCUUCACCUGCAGGGUACAGCAGCAGCCUUUCUGACUGCAUCACUUGCUUCAAGAAUGACUGAACCUGUGAAUACCACCCCGACCACUCUACCUACUCAAGGAGGCUCAUCUGCUGCAGAGAAUCCCUCUACUUCAUCAAAUCAAUCUACAGGAACUUCUGGAGCCAGUGGGUUUGCUAAUCCUACUGAUUCGGUGGCACAGCCACCUAGAAGCACAAGCCGUGAUGAAACUCCCAGCAUAAGUGAAAAAGAAUCCUCAAAUUUGGAUUCAAGUCCAGGUAAUAGAACUGUUCAAGAAAGGCCAGAUUCAGAUAGUGCGCAAGUUAAAGGUUCUUUGCCUGAUCAUCCAAGGAGCUCAAAUAUAGAAGGUUGUGCAAAUCCAGUUCAAUCAGGCAAUACAGCAUCACUAAAACAGAAAAAUAAAGUGGAUGAUGGUUUCACCAAAGUUUCCUCAGAGUCAGUUCCUACCAGAGUAGCUAGUAGAGGUAAAUCGUCAAAGGUAGCUGUGGAUCAAGACAAGGCAACAACCACUAGCACCCCUAUUGAACCUGCCCCUGUGAGGUCAAAUGAUAUUCAGCUGGUCGUUCGCAUUCCUGAUGGACCUAGUCUGCAGAUUAAACUGACAAAAGAUGAUAACUUAAGGAAGGUGAAGAAUUUUGUGGAUGAAAACCGUGCUAAUGGGGCUGGAUCUUACGAUCUUGCUAUGCUUUAUCCAAGAAAAGUUUUCACUGAACAAGACAUGGAAGCCACGUUGCAUGAACUGGGUAUUGAAACCCGGCAGGCUCUCACUAUUGUUCCACAUCAUAAAACCAUUCGAGCAGCAAAGCGCCAAUCAUCAUCAUCACCCCAUGAAGGGGAUAACAAUAUGGAUGCAGACAGCUCAGGUGGUUCGGGAUAUUUCGGUUAUCUGAGAACUGCCCUAUCGUUUGUGAAUCCACUGUCCUACUUGAGAGCAAAUGCUGCUCCAUCAAACCCUGAUCAGUUGGCAAAUCAGGGGUCGCCACAGUACAGACCGAGCACUGGACCCUGGAAUCGUCCUGGAGAGGACACUGCUUCGGAAAGCCGUAUUCCUGAUAGUGCGAGGCAACAGGCUGCUAGGGAUACUAGCUCCGGGAGCACCUUGAGGAGGCGGCCGAGACAAUUCGGUGGCAACGUUCACAGUUUGAGAAGUGAUGACCAAGGCCCAUCUGAUGAUAGGAAUGUUUACUGGAACGGGAAUUCUACAGAGUUCGGAGGCGAAGAUAAGAAAUGAGAGCUGAGCACCGGCAAUAUCAUGGCAGAGUUAAAUAUAUACUUGGACAAAUAACACGAUCUAGGUAAAUAAAUACAAACAAAUUUGAGAUGUUAAAUUCAGUGGUACCAGUACCACAACAUAGACUUCUAGUGUAAAAUGAUAAUACAUCUGAUGAUUGGCUGUGAUGGUUCGUUUCCGGGAGCCGAUUCUUCGUCAGUUUGGGUAGUAUGGAGAGAUAUUUUCGUUUGCAUUUUGUCUGUGUUUUUUCUGGUCAAAAGUUUAUAAUGUACUAUACUCGUAUGCCAGUAGGGAGUGCAAUGGUAAUUAAUAACCUGUUGAAAGUA
Messenger RNA from Oryza sativa Japonica Group (Japanese rice), 2182 nucleotides. The record is from RefSeq and is a predicted model, not a curated record. NCBI's taxonomy places the organism in Eukaryota, Viridiplantae, Streptophyta, Magnoliopsida, Poales, Poaceae.